Molecule: messenger RNA, 3503 nt
Organism: Phycodurus eques (leafy seadragon)
Lineage: Eukaryota; Metazoa; Chordata; Actinopteri; Syngnathiformes; Syngnathidae
Product: cilia- and flagella-associated protein 69-like
Exons: 23
Coding region: 373-3120 (915 amino acids)
Biological process (GO): positive regulation of flagellated sperm motility; response to odorant; olfactory behavior
Cellular component (GO): sperm midpiece; non-motile cilium
Source: RefSeq, a predicted model, not a curated record
GCAACCUAACAAAAUAGACCCUACACCACGAAUGAACGCAAUGGAAAGCUCCCUUUACGUGCUGUAAACCCGUUACAAAUAGUUAACAAUAUGAUCUGAUAACAUACAGGUUUCCCGUGUUUAAUAUCGUUGUCCAGUUCCUCUUUGUCCGACGGUGAAGCCGGGAAAUCCGAUUUCCACAGGAACGAGAACGCAGCAUUUCACAGCUACGUGAUGUUUUGACGUGAUUUUAGGUUCUUUUCCAGUUCUUGUUGAGAAAAUGUCGAGUUAGAGAAAUAAUUCCACUUAUUCGUUGUCUUUUGUGACAUUUGGCGUGUUUUGUCGUCGUUUCGACUGAAACAACUGACUGGGUUAAACAAUGGCUAGAGUCGAAUGCUGCUAAAGGAGAUUAGAUUGUUUUGUUUGUUUGUUUUUGAAUCCAAAAUGGAUUCAUGUGAAGUUGUGCACAUAAGGAAAGCGGAGGUGUGCACAAGAAAUCUCGACCUGGGCAAGGUGAUUUGCCUGCUUGAAGACCCCCUGACAAGCCACAUGCAGGAGAGGCACACAUUUGUGCUGAAGAAGCUGCUCAAGAGGAGAAAACAGGGCUUUCUGCUGAGGGAGUUGGCGAGCAUCUCGAGGAUCCUCAAAGUCUGCGGCGAGAAGGCUGACGAGCAACCGGAAUAUUGCGACAUUCUGUGCGAGGCGCUCCAAAUUUGUAGGCUCCCUUUCCUGAAGGAGAAAAUGUCCGACGAGCUCAACUACGCCGAGGAUGUCAAGCGGUUCCUCUCUCGCGUUGGCUACCUGAUGCGGGUGUCGGACGGCGAGGUGAGGCGUCAGGCGGUGGAGUCGGUCAAGUCUUACUACAGCUGCUCGGCUCCCGGCAAAGCGCCGCUCGACGGGCCUCAGCCGACGUCGCCCGGCUACCGACUGCGGCUUCUGGAGCGCAGCGACCUGGCCGAGACGCUCUUCCUGUCCGUAGCGGCGCUGGAGCAGCAGCCCGCCAUCAAGCUGCUGCUGCUGCAAACGCUCCAGAUGCUCUCCAGCACGUCCGAUACGAACUGCGCUUUAAUGCUGAGCGUGCGAGGGGCCGAGAGCGUUUGUCUGCGCAUGAACGAGCCGGACCCGACCGGGCUGAUCCUGUUCCACUCCUCGGAAAUCCUCUGGAACCUUCUGGAGCGAGGCGACAAGUCUGAGGUGGCCGCCCAGCUCGGCAGCUUGGAAUGUGCAAUCUCUCUCAAAGAAGCGUUCACCCACGCCGUGCUGAACACUUCCCGACACGUCGACCUCCAAGUCCGCAACGAUCUGCUGGUGCUCACCACCCACUUUGCCGAGAACUCCUGCGCUCUGCUGAUCGAGAGCCUCUUCGCCAAGCAGCUGGUUGCGCUCUGCACGUUUCCCGAACUGAAGAGUGGCAACCCUUGGGCGGGCAAGCUGAAGAUGACGUACAACAUGGAGGACCUGCAAAUGAAGAAGCUGCUGUUAAAUCUGCUGGUUGUGAUGUCCAGAGAUCCUGCGACUAUCCAGAUCUUCAGGGAGGAACAAGUGAUACUGGCUCUGCUGACGCUGGCCGAGCCGCCCGCCUCCCCCUCGGCGGCGAGGCCGGGGUCUCGCGACUGGUCGUCCGUCCAGCUGGAGGAGCUCCAGCUGCAGGCUCUGGCGGUCCUCGCUACCGUGGCCCCGCUGGUGCUGGACCACUACAUGUCCUGCUACGGCAACGUGGCGCUGCUGCACCUGCUGGACUGGUGCGCCAGGCAAGACGGCUUCUCCGGCCAAGGUCACAGCUUCCACGCCACUGGAGGGCGAGGCAGCAAGAAGGCCCACAUGCGCUACUCUGUCAGGCUGAUGAGAUCUGUCACCUCGCUGGCUCACAAGACCCUCAACCAGGACCUGUGCGACCAGGGGACCAUACACCUGCUUCUAGAGCUUCUGAUGCAGAUGGAAUGGAGCCCCGGCGAGGAGGAUGCGGUUACCGUGGAGAUGAAGUCAGACAUGCAGAUCGUCCUCGCAGCUCUGUGUGAGGGCGACAUCCACAGAAAGGAGCUGUUCGGCUCCGAGGGCGUGGAGAUGACCGUCCACUUCCUGAGGAGAGGCGCCGGCAUGUUCUACAGCGGCCUUGGACACAACAAGCUUCUCCUGUCAACCUUGGUGUGCUUGCGCACCUGCAUCGUGGGCUGCUACACCGCAGAGGAUUGCUUCUUAGCCCGAGAUGGCGUACUGGUUCUACUCGACCUUCUCAGUUCGAGUCCCAAAUGUGUGCACGGCGUGGUCCUGGCCACCCUGCUGGAACUGUGCGACAACCAGAACACAAUUCCUCACAUCCUGAGCUGGAGCGACGGCGGCGGGCGAACGGCUCCGAGUCUCCUGCUGCGAGUGUGGCGGCGGGAGGAAGAGGAGCUGGGAGUCAUCCGAAACCAACACGGCGGGAUCGCAGAUCCCGAGCAGCCCGUCCUGGCUCCUGGGAAGUUGGAGGACGCAGAGCUGAUGUCGACUCUGGACACGCACAGCGCCGCCGUGCUGGAGAUGCGAGAGAACCCGCUGUCCAAGAUUUACUUGAUCUUCUGCAGGAUCGGUUUCCGGGACCUUCCGGGAUUGUCCGUAAAAGACAGAGUGACCUUGAGUAUCGUCAAACGGUACCUUGACUUCAAGGUGAGCGAGGUGUGGGACGAGAUCAGCCGCGAGCUGAGCCUGGAGGGCGUCCGGCCCGUCACGCCGGACCGGGAGACUCUGCGCGCCGCCCGGCGGAUGUCGCGGCGCGCGGCCGAGGCGGUGGCCGCCGAGCAGGAACGAGUCUCGCGGCGACACGAUGACGAGGCCGACGAGGAAGAAGCGCUUAUGUACCGAGAGAUGAAGUCUCACUGGAAGCAACGUCAGCUCACGGCCGAGUCAUGGCGCAACUUUGUCUCCAGGACGUCCAACUAUGACAUCCUCAAGGAAAUCAAAGAAAAGAGGGAGAAACACAUGGAGUCCAUCAGGACCGAGCCAGCGAACCAGGAUGCGGGGCGGCGUCCCCAAGAGGUGUUUAUCGGGCGGCUGAAGGUGGACGCGGACGGCGCGAACCUGACGGUGGCCCAAACUCCCGUGACGGCGGCGGCGCACCAGGAAGCCUCGCGCGAGCCGCGUUACGGCAACGUAAAAGACUGACAGCGCGCGCAAACUCUUUUACCAGCCAUCUUCAUCUUUAUGUCUUCUUAUUCCGGAGCAAAAAGUCUUUCUUUUUUUAUAUCAUAUGACUGUCAUGGUGCAUUUUCAUCAAGAAAAAAACCUUACAAUUUCUCACUCAAUUGAAACCAAAUGUUCAACAGUGCAGAAAUUCAUACACUACGAAAGUCCUUUGAAUUGACUUCACUUGAAUGUGUGCAAAAGAUGAAAAUGCGUUAAGCUAAAAUAUGACUAUUUGAUUAUUUUUGAAGAAAAGAGGACAAAAUGUCACGUUUUCCAAUUAGAACAUCCCCAGAAUAAUGAGUGAAUGUUACAAAUGUGCCAAUUCUCAACUCAUUCGAAGCAUUUUUUUGGUCCACGUUUCA